Molecule: messenger RNA, 3267 nt
Organism: Pogonomyrmex barbatus (red harvester ant)
Lineage: Eukaryota; Metazoa; Arthropoda; Insecta; Hymenoptera; Formicidae
Product: E3 ubiquitin-protein ligase RNF13
Biological process (GO): ubiquitin-dependent protein catabolic process
Cellular component (GO): nucleus
Molecular function (GO): ubiquitin protein ligase activity
Source: RefSeq, a predicted model, not a curated record
UAUCAGAUUAAUUUAUUUCCGAGCGCUCGAGAUUCGCUCCGUCGUCAUCGCCGACGAUUAUCGCAACGCGACGCAAUGCGAUGCGAAGAUGAGCGAACGUGCCUCAUGAUCGGCAGUUGCACGCACGAAUACACGCACGCGUCCCGCUCGUAGAUUCGUACAUCGACGUAUCGUGUUAUCGCGGUCGCUUGCUCGAACAGAGGGGGGGGGGGGACAAAACUCGUCAACAGACUCCGUUCGCCGGGUAAAACGAUCGUCUCUCUCUUUCUGUCGACGACAGGUGUAUUCCUUCCUCCGAGUCCUGACUCGACGUCAGUGUCCCGGCGAGAUUUAAUUCCUCCCCCUUGUCCCUCCACCUCUACGCUCGCAUUGAUGCUGGAUCGUGGAAGUUGUUGCGCGGAGAUUUAUUUAUGAGUCACGGAUAAUUUGCUCGCUUUGUCCCUGGGAUCUCUCGGAGCGAGCGAUCGUAAUGUGCUCCAACUUGUGAGAUUUGAAAUCGUUGAGAACUGACAGGUCGCGCACGUGUUUGUUUACUUUGAUUAGAUUGGGCGUGUGUAUUGUGAAUACACUACGUGUGUAUUAUCGUUAGUGGCCCGACUGUACUUUUUUUACAAUGUACUUUCUGGCUGCGUUACUUGUGCUGUCCACAAUAUCUACAAAGUGAAUCCAGCAAUCAUAUGAUGAAACCCUUGAGCGAAAUUACAGGAAGAUAUUGAACUUGAUGUAAAAAUAGAUGCUUAGAUCAAUUUCUCAAAAUGCGUCAGUGUUGUUUAAAUCAUCAGAUCCUGCUAUGGGUUAUAUUUCUGAUUUUGUAUGCUGCAUACAGCAGUGCGGAUAUUUUAGUAUUUUCCGCAGUGGCGAGACAUCAGAUCGAGGAAGAGUUCCGUGAUAUGCCAGCCAAGUUUGGGGGCAUUAUACCGCCGGAGGGCAUUAAAGGUAUGGUAGUUUACGCUGAUCCCCCUACUGCAUGCCACAAGAUACAGCCUCCGCCAAACGCAACUGAUUACAAUGGUAAUUGGAUAGUGUUAAUAAGACGUUAUAACUGCAGCUUUGAGAUAAAAGUACGAAUGGCGCAGGAAGCUGGAUAUGAUGCUGCUAUUAUACACAAUAUGAACAGCAAUGAAUUAGAACCAAUGUCAGCAAAGGAUCCCGUAGGAAUUCUGAUACCAUCUGUAUUUGUUAGCGAAAUUACGGGAGUUGUUAUUAAAGAAAAUUACUUAUAUGACCAAUUAUAUUUUGUACUGAUUAAUGACGAUCUGCCAUUCAAUAUUAAUACCCAUUUGCUCUUACCCUUCGCUGUUGUUGUUGGGAUAUGUUUUCUAAUUAUAAUUAUUUUUAUGAUUGUUAGAUGCAUAAAGGAUAGAAGGCGACAGCGAAGACACAGAUUAUCUAGUUCUAGCUUAAAAAAGAUUCCUACACACAAGUAUACGAAGGGCGAUCCGUACGAGACUUGUGCCAUUUGUUUGGACGAUUAUGUAGAAGGAGAGAAAUUACGAGUUUUACCUUGUGCACACGCUUAUCAUUCUAAAUGUAUUGACCCAUGGUUGACGAAAAAUCGAAGGGUUUGUCCUGUCUGUAAAAGGAAGGUUUUUGCAGCUGACGAGCAAGUCGUAACUGACGAGAGCGACUCGGAUGAUGAUACAGCACCUCUUAUUCGCGAUGGUCACCAAGGUACACAAGGGGGAACGUUCACGCGGCAAAGAGAGAAUCCUUUUAACAGAGCUAGAAGAUCACAGGCCAGACAGGAUAAUAGUAUUUCUAGCGACACUAGCUCCGAUUCUGAGCAGUCCUUCGUUACUACCGAGGAUAGCGUUAAUAUUAGUGCUGGUGAACCAUCCAACGUCACCGUUUUCAUGGUGUCCGAUACUCAUAGUAUAAAUGGUGAACCACAAGAGUUGGAACGUUCGGUCAGCAGCACUAAUCCACACACGGUGAGUUUAUACGCGGACCCUCAAGAAUUUCCAGCACCUGUUGUUCAAGUCGCAUCGGCACGACGCGGGAUUAUGGGACAUUCCGCGAUAUCGAAUUCCGACUAUUAUGUCGAAACUUCGGAUAAUACGUCGGUAACGGCCAGUAAUUCAAACAGAAAUAACAUUAUUACGUAAUGGCCUGACAUAGCUGUGACUAUCAUUAUACGUUACGAGUCAUUCGUGUUUCACGGAAUGAUUCUCUCUUUUUUUUCUCUUUCGCGAGGGAUAAGUUGAUACAAUAUGGUGCACGGCAUGGAGGAUAAUGAGGAUGAAUAUACAUAUGAUCCGAAAGUAGAUAGUAUUUUUAAUAUAUAUAAAACUAUUUUUUUUUCAAAUGAUAUUACGACUUUGCUUUAUGGCAAAUACUCUUUUUGCAAAUCUAAUCUAUCAAGUAUGUAUUUCGCAAAUUACGUAAUGAUACACUAUUUAUCUUUUCUUAUUUUUUUGCAACGAGUAUCACUCAUAGUGAUGCAUUAUGAAGAGAGAUUGGUAAUUCUUUUUUAUUUAUGAUUGUAAGCAUUCUUUGAUAGAUAUUUUAAAUUUUAAAUUUGAUGAUUUGAAUUUCACACAUGGAAUAAAAAUUAAUGUAUAAUGAAAUGUAUAUACUAAUGUAUAAUUAUUCGAUCUGUUUUUUUAUAUUUUAAAGAGCUAUAUGUUGCAUUAUUGUUUGACUCCUUUUAAUCCUUAGUCGAAGUCGUUUUCAGUAAAUAUAUACAAUAUAUAUUUAUAGGUAAGACUGCAAUUUCUAGUUCAUCAUUUAAUGAAAUAUUAUUUUGUAUAUUAGUUUAGAAAUUUUGUUUAUACUAUUUGAUUUAUAUUUUAUUACUAUUUGAUUUAUACUUUGAUUUGUGAUUGCGAUUUAUACUAAAUUGUACUAAAUUAUAUCGCUGUCAUUUGGUUAUCAAAAAAAAUUAAAUAUAAUGUAAUAUAUAUGCCUAAGUUUAUAGAUAAAUUUAUGUUAAUGGUAAAUGACGAAAGCUGGUGAUAUUGUAAAGUAACGUACACAGCUCUGUCGCCGACAUCAGGUCUGUACAUAUAAGUAUAUAACAGUCAAGAGAGACCAAAAAAAAUUACGCAGAUUCCUUUUAAUGCAGGACAUAGGAUACUGUGAACUUUCAAGCUUAAAAUUGAAUCUUUAACCGCGUUAAGUUUUACGGAAAAUUUAUUGUUAUUCAAAGUAUAUUAUGUCAACUAACUAUACUGUUUUAUAUAAAAAAAUAGACUAGUACUUAUACAUAUAUAACGUGGGCUGUAUAUAAUAUGACGUGUCAAUAAUUACAUGUAAAUUUCGCUAAAA